GAGGCGGCACGGGUGCUGUUUCUCCAGUCUCUUUCCCCUGUCUUUGUCUCACACACUCUUUUGUUAGCCAUGCCUAGCCUGCUGGUUCUAGCAGGGAUCAUGGAGAAAAAUGGGGGCUACGCCGGGGAUCUGGCCGGCUCCGGCUUCGGAGGCGAAGGUCUCCUUGUGCCGCCCGACGAGGAGGAAGACGACUCCCGUGCCCUCAGGGUCGCGCUGGGCCAGUUGUCUCUGCUGGGGCUCGGGGAAGGCGAGGACGGCGGCGGAGCCCCAACAACAGGAGUACAGGACCGGAGUAACAAUAACAACAACCACCACAACCACACGAACAACGUCGGAGGUGGCGGAGACACGGCGAUUCUGCAAGGGAAAAGCAAGUUGUGCGCCCUGUAUGAGAGCUCCUCAAGUGAGACGAAAGGACGAGGCUGCAACAUAACAGAAUGCGUCCCAGUGCCCAGCUCUGAACAUGUGGCCGAAAUAGUGGGGAGACAAGGUUGCAAGAUCAAAGCCCUGCGGGCCAAGACCAACACCUACAUCAAAACCCCCGUUAGAGGAGAGGAGCCUGUGUUCUUAAUCACUGGCCGGAAGGAGGAUGUUGCACUGGCCCGCCGUGAAAUCAUCUCUGCUGCAGAGCACUUCUCCAUGCUCCGGGCAUCCCGCAACAAGCUGGGAGUGUCCUUUAGCGGCUCCCCGCCCACACCUUUGCCAGGUCAGACCACCAUUCAGGUGAGAGUGCCAUACCGUGUCGUGGGGCUGGUGGUGGGGCCUAAAGGCUCCACCAUCAAACGCAUCCAGCAGCAAACCUGCACUUACAUCGUCACUCCCAGUCGGGACCGGGACCCUGUCUUUGAAAUCACAGGGUCGCCCAGCAACGCCGAGCGGGCCCGCGAGGAGAUUGAAGCACACAUCGCCUUCCGAACAGGAGGCCUGCACGACCACAAUAAUGAGAAUGACUGUCUGGGGCCGAAUGGUGGAAGCAGCCCAGCGGGCAGCAGCGGUGGUCUGGAGAGCCGGCUACAGCAGGUGUGGGGGCUGCAGGGGGGCCAGCGCAAGCCUCUCACCAGCAGCUACCGCCAGAACUUCUCAGAUGCCAUGGUUGGAGGGGGAGGAGGAGGAGGAGGAGGUGAGGGAGGGGGAAUCUACAACAAGAGCAACUUCUCCAGCUCCGGGGAGAAGCCUUGCUCUUAUUUUGGAUCAGAGGGUACCCAGAGCUGGGGCGAUCCCGACUACCCCAAACAGGUGGCCUUCUACGCCCAGCAGCGGUCCAAGAGCUUUGGAGGCCUCCCACUCCCCCUGACCAGACUCUCCCCUGGCUUAUCCGAGUCCUGCGGAGGUGGAAGCAACAACAACUCUUCAGUCACCAGCAUUGUGCCCGUAUCCGGCUCACCUCACGCCCAGGCCCGCCGCGCCCACAGUGAGCCCACCUCAGCCGGCGAGGGUUUCCCAGGCCGUCUGCCAGUGCCGGACUCGCCACCGGCCACUGUGCGGGACUGCAUGACCUGCUUUGAAAGCAAAGUGACGGCUGCCUUGGUGCCCUGUGGCCAUAACCUCUUCUGCAUGGAGUGUGCCAUCCGAAUCUGUGAGCUCAACCACCCGGAGUGCCCAGUGUGCCACACCCAGGUCACACAGGCCAUCCGAAUAUUCUCUUAAGGAACCACAUCAGUUUUUAUCAUUAGUUUUGUCAGUGUUCGUUCAAUAAUUAUUUACUGUUAUUAUGAUUAUUAUUAUUAUAAAACACAUUUUUGUUUUUCAGAAAAUUUACAAACAAUCAAGCAGAUAUUUUAGAAGGCACUGCUUGCUUUACUAAAAAGUAUAAGAAAUAUUUUUAAGUUUUUCUUUUAUAUAUAUAUAUGCAUAUAUAUUUUAUAAAAGUUUUGUUUAUAAGAGAAGUAUAGUACCUUGCAUUUUCGGUUUUUUGACUGCUGCUGUUUUUCAUUCAUGAAUCACAGUGUAGGCAGAGGUAGACAGUAAUGUGAACAUUUUAUUAUUCAAAAUUUUUUAUUUUACCAUGAAGUGGGUUUAUAUGGAAGGAAGAAGAUGAUUGUUGAGGUACCUAAUCUGCACCUGACUGACCCAGAAAGUUAAUGUUGUUAUCAGAAGGAAAAAAAAAAGAAUUUCCAUUGCACCUUACAAUCAUCUUGGUCUAAAAUAGGAUUUUUAAUCAUACCUUGACAUUUUGGGAGCUGAUGUGAAGGUGAAUUCUGCUUUUUCAGUUUUUACUGUGAUUUGUGGUUUGAUAUUAUUGGCCCAAAUAGAUAUUCAUUUUAGCUUAACGGAAAUGUGAAUAGAUUGGUUCGAGUCAAAGCCUUGUAAUCUUUACAAGAAAACAAAAGACAGCCCACUUAUUUCAUUUUUACACCUUAAAGUCUUAUACACCAGAUUGAUGCCACAAAUAGGACAUUGCAUCAUUUAUUUAUGCUAAUUGGUCACAUUUUAUUGGUGUCAUCAUUCACAGGGAUAGAUGAAAGUUGUAAGAAGUAUCAGUAACCAGUUUCCAGUAACCAUUGGUUACACUUUGGUCACUGCAGUUUGUUGAAAAGAUUCAGUAAUGCUUGCUCCUCGUGGCACUUGAAAAGCAUGUGGUUGGCUUAAAGCACUGAUUUAAUUUGAGGCCGAAAGCCUUGGAAUUCAUCCAGUUGGCUAGUUCUCGAUAUCUGUCUCCCCAAUGGACUUGUUUCAAAGCCACCUUAACCAUGCUUUAUUGUCUUGUGUGGUCAUUUGGCCACAGUCGCUGAACGAUAUAGGACACUGCAAGAGCUCCAGAUAACAAGCAUUUCAACGUAGACGAGAGUAAAUAAAGAGGAGAAUUGGUAUGUGGACAGAAGCCGAGUAAAAUGUAAAAUGUUUCCUGAAUCAGCAGCAGACUCCGAUUUAAAAUAGUUGACACUGUAAAAUACAGAGUCCCAAAUCAGUAAUCCUUACUCCACGUCCCCCUUUAUGUGUGAGCUCCGAGGGGCCAGCUGUCUCCCCUGCAAUUAGCAAAGCUGUACAGGAGCAGGUGUUUCAUGGCACAGUGUAGCUGUGACCCCAAGUUGGAGGUCUCGCCUAGCACCCUUUCUUUCUCUCUUUUCUUUGGGAGUGGCUUUUAUGUCUCCCCCUGCUUACAGUUUGAUCGUUUUGCUUUCGAAAGGCCUCUCUGACUGGGGCGUAUUGUCUGGGCCCGGUAGCGGCGUGGGCUGCAGAGUGCUCGGACACGGCCUGGAUCUACUCAUUGAUAAUUAGGCAAAUGGGUUGGUCCAGGUGCGGACCGUGAGGAGGACUCUGGAACUGUAUGAGGGGUACGACAGGGUCCCGCAGCGAGCCCCAUACUUCCCCGCCCCACUGUAACAAGCACAGAGGGGGCUGGAUGGUCGGGGAUGCAGCUGGGCGAAUAGGACCCCCUCCUUCCACUCCCUCUUGCCCCUUCCUCCCCCCUUUUCCUCUCCUUUUCUGCUGCUCUGAGCUAUCCCUACUGGGGAGAGGGGGCCUCUUUUGUCCCAAAACACACACACACACACACACACACACACAGAAUUUGAAAGACACUAGCUGAAUUUGGCAGCGCCUGGGAAAUGAGGAGAGGCUUAGGAGCAAAAUAAAUUAUCUACAGUUAUCAGGAGACACCCCAGUUACCUGUUUUCAACGUUAAUUUGCCAUAGAUUCUUUUCCAAAUUAUGAAAAUGUACAUGUCCCAUACAAAACAGAGGAUUGCGUGAUCUCAUCACACGGGGUGCAGCAUUAACUCCCCCUCCACUCCCCCAACAGCACCGCCCUGAAAUUUGGAUAGGGGUCCUGUUUGUGUGACAGCGCCAGUGCAGAUCAUGUCAGCUCGCUACUGUAUGGGACACAUCCUGCAGCUGCCCCUUCACUAUGGACACCCGGGCUUCAGCCAAUGGCAGCCCCCCUUGCUUUGCGCUUCCAGAAUGAAAUCAGACAAUUGUAAUUGACAGGAAAGCAGAGGAAACGCCCCAUUUAACCAGCACUCAUGCUGAAUCAAAUUACACACCCUCUGCGUCUGCCUUAGACCCAGCCUGGGGAUUUCUGAGGGCUGGAGGAGAGCGGAUGGGGGUAGGGAUUAAAGCUGUUGAAUGAUAGGAGGGAAGGUAGUGGGGGUGAGAAAGAGAGGAGUAUGCUCCAAAAAAAAUGAAACCGUGCAGAUCUAGAAAUUGUAUUGAUCAUUCAAGUCCUGCAGCAAGUUUUGAGUUGUCUCAUGUGGGCCAGUGCUGAUGACAGGAAACCUUUCUUGUGUUGUAUUGGAGAACUUUUCAACUCGGCUUCUGUCUCAAAAAAAAAAAAAAAAAGAUCAACCAUUACAGAUUGUGUCUUCCAGCACACAAAAGCCUCUGCUUUCAAAAAACAAAGAUAUAAAGCAGACCACUCGCAUUAUGUGUGGACUGCAGGGAGAGCACCGUACUUGCAGAAAGUACCCUGAAAUCUAUCAGAUGUAGAAAUAAAGAAUAGUUAUGAUUUUAUGGAUGGAGAAAUUGCACAGUGGUUUGGCCUAAGCUUUCAACGUCACAUUCAAGGCAGUAUGACACUGUUCUUUGAACUUUGUAUUUUUUAUUUUGUUUUCUGCCUAUAUAUUUUUUAUUCAAAUAUUGCCAUUACUUUGGCAUACAAGGUAGCAACUUUGGCCUUUUGAUAGAACCGCCCCCUUAAACAACUUUUAAAGUUCUUAUUUUUGGAGAAAAUAAUGUGACUCAAACUGUUUGGGUGGGGAUAAGAGGGAUUCAGGAAAUUAGGCUCUUAAAAACAAUUUACUUAAAUUACAGAGUAAAGCACCUUAUUACAAAAUGCGCAUUUGAUUAAUACCAAACCGACCACUGAUGGUGAAGUACAUUUCAUAGAAGUUGAAAGACAUGCACAUAAGGAUUCCCUAUCAUUUUUUUGUAUUAUGGUGGUUCUUGUUCUUCUUAAUACUACAGUAGUACUAGUGGUCAUGUGGGAGACCUCUCAUCCAUUUAGUCAGUGCUAAUGACUUGGUUGGGUUUUGCACUGGCUUAAUGAAGAGAGGGCUUAUUGGAGAUUCUCCCUGUUUAGACGCUGUAUAAGUUAAUAAGUAUUGUACUUUAUGGAAAGCACUCUGAGCAUCUAUGUAAAUACAGUAUGUGUAUCAGUUAUGAACAUCCAAAGGCCUGCUUGAAGUGAGGUUUUGAUUAUUUUUUACAAGCUGAGGGUGUCAUUGUCAACAUUUUAGCAUAUGGAAUUCAAAAUGUCUCUGAGUUUUAGGGAGAGUAAAUCUUUUAUAUAUGCGUCCCAUCAUCUGUUUUGACUAUAAUAGUAUAUCAGAUAGAUCCAUACAUUUAAGAAAAAUUAUUUAAACUGAUUAACUUAGUAUUUCAUCCAAAUAUAUAGAUGAGAAAUGAACCAUACACUAUUAUAAACUGUAAUAAUGAAUAUCCUUUAUGAUGCCGCUGAUGUAUAAAUCAAAUCUCAAAUAAAAACGGGAAUGAAUAGUAUGUGUAAUAACCCCUAAUGAAUAAAUCAGUUUCUAUGUAUAUUAGGAUGAAAAGCAAUAAUAGGACUAUACUGGGACAAUAAACAGAGGAGCCUGCUUAGUCAGUUCUUUAAAUAAUAUUCUAUUCAGAAAUUGACCUUGAUUAUUAGGAUGAUACCAUUGCAUUUCUGUCUCAUAUCUGCUUAAAAUUCAUUAUGGAUUCAUGCCAGUGUAGAAACAGAGAUAUAAUUCAUUAGUAACCGUUUCAGGAUAAGUAAUUGUUCUUAUUGUGUUCAUCAGGUCAUUUUUUUUUUAAGUCAUUUUGAUUGUUUGUUUAAUUUUUGUUACGUUGAAUAUCAAUCAGGUCACAGGGUGGGUCAAGGAUUCCUUGUCCUGAAAUGAUAAAACUGCAAUUUCUGUGACUUAGAGGAAAUCUCAUUGCGCUGUAAAAGUGAUCUGUCAAGUGUAAACAAACAACAAGAGCAGAGCAUAAGCACCGAGGUCUGUCCUGUUUGUUAAAAAGCAGGAGCUGGUGAUUUUGCUUAUGACAGACUGAUGUCUCGAAGGCUUUGGUCGAAAACACAGCAGGGAGAAGAAGAGGGUAGGACAAACAUGAUAUGAUGUGCUGUACCAGUCACUCAUGUUGAUUCUUUACCCUCAUUAGUCCUUAAGUUACAUACAAGGGCAGAGGUGUUACUUAUAGCAUAUCUUAAGAUGAUUUCUGUUUACAUAGUAAUGAUAUGUUUCAUGACUCUAUUUUAUAUUUGUUUUGCAUCUACUUUUUUUUUCAUCUGUAUUGUUUUUGAAAGAAAAAGGUCAGACAUAGCCAAAGAACAAAACACACGAAGAGGACUUACCACUUUAAGUUAACUUUUUUUAGAAUCAAAAUCAACUUGGUUAAGAGUUUAUCGAAUCAGGAUUAUUAAGAAAUAAUCUCAUAGCUAGAAUUACUCUGUUUACCCAAAAGUCUUAGAGGCCACUCAAUCGAUAUCUGUGAAAUGAAGGCAUAUCAUGUUUCAGUGUUGUAAGAUUAGUUUAAUACUACAGAGGCGCCGGUAACAGACUUACUUCUCCCCAAAGAGAUCAGCUUAAAGCACAUCCUGGCACUUACACAGUCCUUUGAGUAGUUUUCUAUUGUCAUGGUUAGGUUAAUGGGAGAAAAACAGUCCAGUGAAUGUCUUAAUCGUUCUGAAAAGCUUGCCUGAUCUGGUUGAGUUCAGAUUUUAAAAAAAAAUUUAAAAAAAAGAGGACUGCCCAUGUGUUUAAAAACAAAAACAAAAAAAGAAGACUGUGAUGACAAUGACAAGCCAGUGAAAAUUCAGGCUGAAUUCCUAAUUUUUAAGACCCUCAGAGUAAACCGUAAGGGAUUAGAAUAGAUGUUAACAAGGUGGCAGUGUGAUGGUGAACAAAACAGCACUGUGGUUUUAGUUAAUAUCGCAUAGAGAGCCAUUAACUGUAUCCUUAAGUUUAACUGCAUGUUAGUAAAAUAUAGUACAGUAGGUAAGAUUUAUCAGGAAAAAAAGUUAAGAUCUCAUAAAGAAUUCAUCAGCCUGAUACCUGAAGUGUAUAAAAAGCUUUAAGACCUUUUAAGUGAACAUCGGUUUAAAAUCAUAUAUUUACCGUGUAGUUUAACUAAUUGAUACAUUAAGUUUAAUUAUGAUUCUUAAGAAUAUGCUAAGGUGUAAGUUUCAUUUGUCCAGCACACCCAAUAUGAAAAAGUUUUUAAUUCAGUGGAGCAACAAAGGGGUGGAGUGACUCAGUGACAUUUGAUUCAUUAAGUUCUUGUUAGUAUUAUUUACGAUAUUGUAUUAAGCUUACUAUUAUAGUAAUGGUAGAAACUGUUGAUGUUUUUUCUUCUCUUGAUAUGAAAAGGUCUUUAUGCAUUUAUGUAGAAUCCCUUUUAAGGAGUGAUAGGAAAUCCUUAUUUUCAAUGGAUGCACUUAAGCAAUUGUACCAACCUGUCUAAAUCACACAUUGAGCAAGUAAUGCAUUUGAAUGUUUAAAAAAAAAAAAAGAAGAAAAAAAGACCACUCAACUCAAUGCACUCCUUAUGCUUAUUGUUUUGUCAAUUUACAAGUGAGCUUUAAGUUUUUGUUUGUUUUAUGGAGAGAAUUUGCGAUAGGUUUUCAACGUAGACUAUAUUUGAGUUCUUCCACAUACAUUUAUAGAAAGUAACUUAAAAUGAAUAAAAAAAAUAUUACAGUUUCUCAAAUCUAUUUUGCUAACAUGGGUUAUUAUUUCAUAGAAAGCAGAGGAAAAAAAAGUCAGUAUCUGGAUGUUAUUUAUGAAAAGUAAAAAAAAAAAAAAUGAAGCAACAUAUUUAUGAGUAAUCUCAAGACAUUUUGUUUUUUAAUUAAAAUGACAAGAAGUUAAUAUAUUUCUAAACACAGGGAGGUCAGUUUCUACUAGUAAGUAAAAUGAGAAAAGAAGUUUAGAAGUUUUAUUUAUGAAAGCUGUGGACGCUCACCUUUCUAUGUACUUCAUGCUAAAUGAUGUACAUGGAACGAGAGUUCCCCAUAGCUGAAAUUUUAACUUCAGACAUGCACUACUUUAACAUCAGUGCAUUCACAAUGGAAUAAUUACAGAAAAUAAUAUAAUAUUUUUUAGAAUUUGGAGAUAUUUUAGUCACAGAGCAUCAAUUUUGUGCCUCAAUUAUAUAUUUUUCCUGCAUCAGCAUUCUUUGUGCAGUGCUGCUUGCUGUAACCCCCUUCAACUAACCCCAUGUUACUGACUGAAACACAUAACUCAUUUCCUCUGUAAUCUAAACUCGCUUUUACUUAUCAAACGUAUAAAACAUGUUACGACUGCAAUGCUUGGAAUGAAUGAGGCAGCUGUGACCCUCUCGCCAAUGGGGCCACACAUAACUUGUACACACUUUCAUUCACACAUUUUUCUACAUCUACUACUCGGGACAGUUUGUGAUGAAUAGUGACAGAGCCUAAUCAGCUUAGAGGAAGCCUUUUAUGAGAGACUUUCCCUAAUGUGUUAAUUAGGUGAAGUGUGCAAAUCGAGCGAAGGCACCUGGGAGAGGACAACAGCGCACCGAGUAGUAGAUCUAUGUAACUUGAUGCACACAUAUACACACAACAGGUUCAUUACCGUACUAGCUUGCAUGUAUGUUGUAUGGUCACUUAGACAGGAGAAAUGGUGCAGGGCCUGUGUUAUGCUUUAACACCAGUGCACUUGUUUCUCCUCUGUAGAUUUUCAUAGUUGGAGUCUCUUUGGAAACUGAAAAAAGUUGACAUGAGUUUGGAGCCAGGCAAAGAGACCAUUUCAGUCCCCACAUCAAAGUUGGAUUUUGUAUUCUCAGUUACCUGUUGAAAUGAUGAAAGACUGUUUGCACCUCAUAUGAAUUAACUUGAAGUUCCUAGUUUGUGUACGAGUUGAUACAGAUAAGAAAAACUUGACAAAAACACUACAAUGGCACAUUUUCUGCUGCACGUAAAGGAUGGGGACUGAAGUGGCGCUUGCUGGUGAAACUCGCAACCUUUUCCAAAGAGGCCACUACAGUCUGACAGUUUGUCUUUGGUAGCGUUUCCAAUUUUUUCCAGCACAGUAGAGGUGUUUCAUACCGGUCUAAUAGUGGUUGUAGUGCAUUAGCUUUUGGGCCAGCAUCAGCUGGCGUUAGUUUCUGGUUUCUCUGUGAACAGUGAAAGAGGGUUGCCAAUGUGACCCUCAGUGGCUGACCGUCAACUUUGAUGGAUGGAAAAAAA
Messenger RNA from Perca fluviatilis (European perch), 9126 nucleotides. RefSeq names its product mex-3 RNA binding family member A (gene mex3a). Gene Ontology annotation, molecular function: RNA binding. NCBI's taxonomy places the organism in Eukaryota, Metazoa, Chordata, Actinopteri, Perciformes, Percidae. Bases 70 to 1647 code for a protein of 525 amino acids. The record is from RefSeq and is a predicted model, not a curated record. The transcript has 2 exons.